Molecule: messenger RNA, 778 nt
Organism: Stegastes partitus (bicolor damselfish)
Lineage: Eukaryota; Metazoa; Chordata; Actinopteri; Pomacentridae
Gene: lim2.5
Product: lens intrinsic membrane protein 2.5
Exons: 5
Coding region: 105-629 (174 amino acids)
Cellular component (GO): plasma membrane
Molecular function (GO): structural constituent of eye lens
Source: RefSeq, a predicted model, not a curated record
ACUCUCUCUCACUCUUUCCCUGAGGAAAGGCUGAUACUUAAGAGGGUUGAUCUAUCCUGAGGAAUUCAGUGCACAACGCCUUAACCGCCGUCAUAGUGUCACUCAUGAUGUACAGCUUCAUGGGAGGGGGCCUGUUCUGUGCCAUCGUGGGGAACAUCUUGCUGGUGGUCUCCACAGCCACAGACUACUGGAUGCAGUACCGUCUGUCGGGCAGCUUUGCCCAUCAGGGCUUGUGGAGGUACUGCAUGUCCGGCAAGUGCUACAUGCAGACUGACAGCAUUGCCUACUGGAAUGCCACUCGUGCCUUCAUGAUCCUGUCUGCCAUGUCAUGCUUUGCCGGCAUCAUUGCAGGAAUCCUCUCCUUCGCCCAUUUCUCUGCCUUUGAGAGGUUCAACCGCUCAUUUGCUGCUGGGAUCAUGUUUUUCGUUUCAACUCUCUUUGUUCUGCUUGCAAUGGCCAUUUACACCGGGGUGACAGUGAAUUUCCUGGGCAAGCGCUUUGGUGACUGGCGUUUCUCUUGGUCCUACAUACUAGGCUGGGUGGCACUGCUCAUGACCUUCUUUGCAGGUAUAUUCUACAUGUGCGCCUACAGAAUGCAUGAGUGCAGAAGAGUGGCCGGCCCACGUUAAAGGAACAGGAAACAACGUGCUGAGGCUGCACAGGAUAUCCAUUCACAUCUAAAGAUAGAGAGCUUACAGGAAAAAACACAAAAUAAAAUUUGGAAAUUUGCAUAUGUGCCAAACAUGUCUUGUGGUUUUCUUAUAAAAUGGUGAUGAAU